AUGUCGCACUUCACCCCCGCAGUCACCCUCGUCUGGUCCCUCCUCUCCGCCCUCGUGCGUCCCUCCCUCCCCCCCCCUCACCUCGCGUACGCGCUGAUUGAUGGAUGGAUGGAUGCGCCGACCGAUGGACGGAGUGCCUCCGGUGCGUCCGUCCGUCCGUCCGUCCGUCCUCGCCGCGCGCUUUCUCCCGCGCGGUAUGCGAACGCCGACUCACGCGACGCCUCUUUUGCCCUCUUCGUGCGCGUGCGCUCGCCCGCCAUACGUCUGCGUCCGCGUCCGCGUAGAUGGAGCUACUCGACAAACUCGGGCGCGUUCAAGCGCCUCAUGACCCCUUCCCCUCCCGUCUCCUGCUCAUCUGACGCCUCCUCUUCCCCGCACCGCCCCGCACCGCCCACUGGACUCCACGCAUCCCACCCCGCCCGCCCUCGCGCCCGCACGAUCAAGUACGCGGAGGGCUGGGCGCUCGUACCGGGCGUCGGCGUGAUCCCCCUCCCGUACGAGGAAUGGACCCGCGCGCACCGCCGCGCCAUCUUCCCGCUCACCCUCUGCCUCUCGUUCGCGUGGGCCCUCGAGCUGUGCGUCGCCCCCUCCUCCUAUGCGCCCUCCUAUGCGCCCUGCGACGUGACGCACCUCGAAGAGCUCUGCUUCUGGCUCUUCGUCCUCAACGCCGGCCGCGCGCAAGACGCCGCAGCGCCGUCCCAGCGGCACGGCGGCGUGUGGUUCCAGAGCGCGCACUUCCGCGCGUGGGCGCUCGGCUCGCUCGCCGCGCUCGUGUACCUCCCCGCCGUGACGGGCGUGAUGCGGAGGGAUGCGCUGAAGUGCGAGGCGUACACCUUUUUGGUGGGCAGCCUCAGCAGCCUCGCCCUUACGAUCUCCUUCCUCCCGAUCCUGUGGGCGUUCCCGCCCUUCUUGCGCAACCUGAGAAACGAGGGCGUCGAGAUGCCCACGAUCGUCCGGCUGACGAAGUUCCACGAGUACAACACCAUACGCGUGCUGUUUCGCUUUUUGUUCGCGGUUCCGAUCGCCGUGCUGGGCGUCGACGGCGUGCGCCCGCACCAGCAUAUCAACGAUAACAUGUUCGGAACGGAGAUCCUCGCCAUCGCCGCGGGCUUUGGCCUCGUGAUCAGCUCCGGGCUCACCCUCGUCAUCUUCUUCCCCCGGUCCAUCGAAGCCGAGAUCGCAGCGCGCGACCACAGCACCAACACCGGCACCGGCACCGGCGUCGGCAUCAUCUCCAGCGCACGCACGCGCACGCGCUCGCGCUCCCUCUUCCGCUCCGACCCCUCGCACCCCGCGCGGCCCUCCCUCGCCCCGCGCCAGCACCGGCACCGGCACCGGCACCGGCGCCAGCCCUCCUCCGCCAUCGACUCGGAGCUCGACUCGGAGCCCGACUCGGGCUCGGGCUCGGGCUCGGGCUCGGGCUCGGACGACGCGGACGACGGGGACGACGGGGCGCCGCGGUCCCCGCUGUCGAUCUCCCUCGCCGCGAAGCACGCGGACCCGUAUCAACAGUUCCCGACGCUCGAGUACGGCCGCGCGCCGCACCCGCUCGCGAUGCCGAGCGAGCCGCCCAGCGUGCUGCUGUACCGCGCCGCGCCGUCGCUCGCGCCGAGCACGGUCGCCUUCAACGUCGCGCCGACGCCGGCGCCGACGCCGCCCGUCGGCGCGGUGGGGCCGACGACGCGGUUGCAGCCGAAUCGGCGGCUCGUGGACGUGGACGUGGACGUGGACGGCGCGGAGGGCGCGGCGGGCGCGGGGAUCGGGUGGGGGCGGGCGAGGGGCGCGGAGGGCGCGGAGGGCGCGGGCGAUAUCGAGAUGGGCCGCGUCGGCGCGGGCGGGCUGACGGUGCGGAACCUCGCGCAUCACGAUGCGCGCGCGGGGCGCGCGGGGCGCGAGGAUGGGCGGCGGCGGCCGCGUGUGUUUUUGCAGUUCCGGAGUCCGAUCGAUUUCCGCGGGUCGGGAAAGUCGUCGCGCUCGUCGUGA
Molecule: messenger RNA, 1983 nt
Organism: Heterobasidion irregulare TC 32-1
Lineage: Eukaryota; Fungi; Basidiomycota; Agaricomycetes; Russulales; Bondarzewiaceae
Exons: 15
Coding region: 1-1983 (660 amino acids)
Source: RefSeq, a predicted model, not a curated record